Molecule: messenger RNA, 1111 nt
Organism: Ziziphus jujuba (common jujube)
Lineage: Eukaryota; Viridiplantae; Streptophyta; Magnoliopsida; Rosales; Rhamnaceae
Product: acidic endochitinase-like
Exons: 1
Coding region: 61-1020 (319 amino acids)
Biological process (GO): carbohydrate metabolic process
Cellular component (GO): extracellular region
Molecular function (GO): chitinase activity
Source: RefSeq, a predicted model, not a curated record
CCAUCCAUUUGAAUCACAUAUAGUUGGAGUCAUCGUACUGAUAAUAUUUGUAGUAAAAAAAUGGUUCUUCAAGCCAAACUUGUUCUACUAGCUUGCCUGAUCCUAUCCUCAGCCCUAAUCCAAAUCUCUGAGGCUGGUGAAGGUGGCAUAGCCAUCUACUGGGGUCAAAACGGCUAUGAAGGAACUCUAGCCGAAGCAUGCAAUACUGACCUCUAUGCUUACGUAAACAUUGCCUUUCUUAUCCAAUUUGGCGGUGGCCGAGACCUGGUACUCAACCUUGCAGGCCACUGUGACCCAACGUCGAAUACUUGCAUCAAAUUUGGGCCAGAAAUAAAGACUUGUCAGAGCAAGGGCAUUAAGGUCCUCCUCUCCAUCGGAGGAGCUGUUGGAGGCUAUUCUCUAACAUCUGCUGACGAUGCCAAAAAUGUUGCAAACCAAAUUUGGAAUUCCUACCUGGGUGGUACGGACUCAUCAGCUACACGUCCUUUUGGAGAUGCUGUCUUGGACGGCGUAGAUUUCGACAUCGAGGGUGGAUCCAACCUAUAUUACGACAAUCUUGCAUAUUACUUGAAGGAAUUAUAUGACAACCAAACAACAAAAACCUACUAUUUGGCUGCAGCUCCUCAGUGUUUCUAUCCUGAUUAUUAUCUUGAUGCAGCCAUUAGGACGGGACUUUUUGACUUUGUUUGGGUUCAGUUCUAUAACAAUCCUCCAUGCCAGUAUAGCACUGAGUCUGGUAUUAGUUUGCUUUUAAAUUCAUGGAAUAAUCAAUGGACUCCGGCGGUUACAAACAAGCUGUUUCUGGGGUUACCAGCGGCCCCAGCUGCUGCAGGAAGCGGGUACGUUCCGGUUGAUGUGCUGCAAAAUCAACUUCUUCCGGCGGUAAGGAAUACGCCAAAAUAUGGAGGUGUGAUGCUCUGGUCCAGGUAUUAUGAUGUUCAGAAUAAUUACAGUCCCUCAUUUGCCAACGAUGUUAAAUCGGAUAAUCGGCUAUUCUCCAUCAUGUCUAAGGCUGAAUAAUAUGCCAUUAUCAACCAUGUAUAUGUACGGACGUGUGACUCGUACCUUGAAAUAAUUAUAGUACUAAAUAAACUGGGUACCGUUAUCACUU